AUGUCAUGCGGUCCCCUCAUACGACUCACGCACAAGAUGGACCCCCUCCAUGCCGGCGGCCCGGCGAGUGCGAGCACGAGCUCGAGCAUGGCUCAUCGAGGCGAUAAGCGGACCACCAUCAAAGCGGAGGAUGGGUGCAUGGGCCAGGCAUGGGCCGGGGAGGGGCCGAAUAAUGUCAAGUCUCCCUGCUCUUGGGUCCCAGCGGCGAAGUUGGUAAGGAAGAAAGGACGUUAG
Messenger RNA from Drechmeria coniospora, 234 nucleotides. RefSeq lists its product as uncharacterized. The record is from RefSeq and is a predicted model, not a curated record. The transcript has a single exon. Bases 1 to 234 code for a protein of 77 amino acids. Lineage: Eukaryota; Fungi; Ascomycota; Sordariomycetes; Hypocreales; Ophiocordycipitaceae.